Drosophila guanche is the source of this 1011-nucleotide messenger RNA. Its product is annotated as tRNA N(3)-methylcytidine methyltransferase METTL6. Bases 40 to 915 code for a protein of 291 amino acids. The record is from RefSeq and is a predicted model, not a curated record. Lineage: Eukaryota; Metazoa; Arthropoda; Insecta; Diptera; Drosophilidae. The transcript is spliced from 3 exons.
CCUUUUUUGCAAUAAUCCGACUUUACUAAUACAGGAUCCAUGGAAACUGGAGAUCAGCUAAUAGCAGAUGUGUUUACUACACGUGCAAAGGAGCUUUCGGCGGAAGAGAAACAAAAGUUGGAAGAGCAAAACAAACGGCUUGUGCCUGAAUUCAAAGCCAACAAACUGGAAGUGGAUGCCCAGCGGCACUGGGACAUAUUCUACAAACGCAAUGAAACCCGCUUUUUCAAGGAUCGCCACUGGACGACACGCGAGUUCCAAGAGCUACUCGACCAGAGUGACAGCCGAGAUGCAGAAAAGAGGCGUACACUUUUAGAGGUGGGCUGCGGGGUGGGUAAUCUGGUGUUUCCUUUGCUGGAAGAACAGUCCAGUGAGGAGGGCAACGAAGAGUGUGUGCCCUGUGGAAGAUUCUACUUUUACGCCUGCGACUUCUCGCCUCGAGCCGUUGAUUUUGUUCGAGCCAAUCCUCUGUACGAUCCCAGCAGCAUUACAGCCUUUCAGUGCGACAUUACCACGCAACAGGUGCAUGAGCACAUACCUGCUGGCAGCCUGGAUGUGUGCACAAUGAUCUUUGUCCUGUCUGCCAUUCACCCACACAAGUUCGAUGCUGUGGUGCAGAAUCUGUGGCGGCUUCUCAAGCCAGGUGGAUUAGUUCUCUUCAGGGACUACGGGCUGUACGACAUGGCCCAGCUGCGCUUCAAGCCGGGAAACAAAAUCGCAGAGAAUCUGUACGUACGCCAGGAUGGCACUCGAAGCUACUACUUUGCCGAGCAGGAGGUGGCUCAGCUAUUCACGACGAGCGGCUUUGAGGUUCUGACAAAUGCGUACGUCCAUCGGCGAACUCUUAACAUCAAAGAGGGCGUCGAUGUACCGCGCAUCUUUUUGCAGGGAAAGUUCAGAAAAAAAGCAAUGUGACAAUGUGCCAAGAGUGUUACGUAUAUAGUUUUCGAUUUUAUUUUAAAUCAAUAACAUGGUUCAAGUCAACGUUCAAUAAAUAUUUGUAUGCAUGUA